This is a messenger RNA of Nannospalax galili (Upper Galilee mountains blind mole rat), 939 nucleotides long. Its product is annotated as olfactory receptor 481-like. Gene Ontology annotation, biological process: G protein-coupled receptor signaling pathway; sensory perception of smell. Gene Ontology annotation, cellular component: membrane. Gene Ontology annotation, molecular function: olfactory receptor activity; odorant binding; G protein-coupled receptor activity. The record is from RefSeq and is a predicted model, not a curated record. The coding region runs from base 1 to 939 and encodes 312 amino acids. The transcript has a single exon. Lineage: Eukaryota; Metazoa; Chordata; Mammalia; Rodentia; Spalacidae.
AUGGAGACUAGAAAUCACACAAUGGUAACAGAGUUCAUUAUUUUGGGGUUAACAGAUGAUCCUACUCUUUCUUCUAUCUUCUUUGUAAUGUUUCUGGCCAUCUACAUUACCACUGUACUGGGAAACAUCAGCAUCAUCAUGUUAAUCCAAAGAAGUCCUCAGCUCCACACCCCUAUGUACCUCUUCCUCAGCCACUUGGCUUUUGUGGACAUUGGGUACUCCACCUCAGUCACACCUGUCAUGAUUAUGAGUUUCCUGAGAGAGAGAACAGUCCUCUCUGUGGCUGGCUGCAUAGUACAGCUUGGCUCUGAUGUGGUCUUUGGGACAGCCGAGUGCUUCCUGCUGGCUGCCAUGGCCUAUGACCGCUAUGUGGCCAUCUGCUCACCACUGCUUUACUCCACCCUCAUGUCUCCCAGGGUUUGCAUGAUCCUAUUGGUUGUUUCCUAUCUGGGUGGGUGCAUGAAUUCAUCAUCAUUUACCAGUUGUUUACUGAGCCUGACUUUCUGUGGACCAAACAAAAUCAACCAUUUCUUCUGUGACCUCCCACCACUCGUAGAACUUUCUUGUACCCACAUUGACAUUGCUGAAAUGUCUCCUGCCAUCUCAGCGGGGUCGAUCAUUGUGAUCACCCUGUUUACCAUCAUUGUUUCAUACCUCUACAUCCUGCACUCCAUCCUGAAGAUGCGCUCUACUGAGGGGAGGCGCAAGGCCUUCUCUACCUGCACCUCCCACCUCACGGCAGUCACCUUGUUUUAUGGGACAGUUACAUUUGUUUAUGUCAUACCAAAGUCAAGCCACUCACCCAACCAAAUUAAAGUGGUGUCUGUGUUCUACACAGUGGUGAUCCCCAUGUUGAACCCAUUGAUCUACAGUUUGAGGAACAAGGAGGUCAAAGAGGCCAUGAAGAAAUUGAUGGUAAGAACACAUUCCUCAUUUUGA